Rhipicephalus sanguineus (brown dog tick) is the source of this 1506-nucleotide messenger RNA. RefSeq lists its product as uncharacterized. The record is from RefSeq and is a predicted model, not a curated record. The transcript has 4 exons. Lineage: Eukaryota; Metazoa; Arthropoda; Arachnida; Ixodida; Ixodidae. The coding region runs from base 1 to 1506 and encodes 501 amino acids.
AUGGCCACUUGUGGUUACAAAGUUGUGUCACGCUGCGAGAAGCUCCUUCUGCAAGCACGCAUCCUUGAAACAAAGGCAACCAUAAAACGGUUGGAAAACGAGGUUUUCUUUAGCCAACGCACGCUUGAGCGCGUCGCCCCCACAGAAUUCCACGAGAUUGUACUCCACUCCAAUGGAACUGCAGCUGCGACUCGCCACGAACGAGAAAAGUGCCAGGAAAAGAAGUUUGUGUCUUUGCUGGACAAAUAUCAGCCCCCGGACAACCAAGCUGGUGUUUGCAACUUGUCGUCACACCACCUUGAUGCUGCUGAGCUUCAUCUACUAAGUCGCGGCCUAAACUUCAACACUGGUACCACGCCGAGUAUGCGGAAGAUGGUGUGUUCGGUUGAAGAGGCCGUACGCCAAGUCGAGCCUGCUCUACAAAGUGAAGCGCGCACCCGCGCUAUUGGGGCGCUUUCAAAGCUUCGCAAUGCUAGGACCUCAAGCAUGAGCCUCCUCGACAAAGAAGCCAUGAAAAGACUACAGAAUAACAAAUCCAUUGUUAUUUUGCCUGCAGAUAAGGGGAAUGCGACGGUUGUUAUGAACCGUGAUGACUACGUUUCUAAAAUGACGGAGCAUCUCCAGGACGAAACUACGUAUUCGAAGAUCGACCGGGAUCCUACAAGAAAGAUUGAGUCAGAACUUCAGAAGCUGCUGACUGACGUCUUCAAGUUUGUGCCGCCCGAAAAGAAGCAUCUGUAUAACAGGCUGUUGUGCCACACCGGUUCGGCUCCUGCAAUAUACGGCCUGCCCAAGGUUCACAAACCCAACGUCCCGCUGCGGCCGAUUGUAGACUAUACGCGCUCCCCGUUGCACAGUCUUUCUGGCUAUCUUCAUGAUGUGCUCCGCCCCCUCGUAGGACGAACGUCGACGUACGUAAAGGACUCCGUUGACUUUGUUGACAAGAUCCGGAACGUGACCUUAGACAGCGAGGAAAUCAUGGUAUCUUUUGACGUCAAGUCUAUGUUCACACGCAUACCAGUAGACUAUGCUGUUGACUGCUGCAGAUCAGCAUUGAAGAACGACGACUCGCUGCCUGCGCGCACCCCGUUGGAGGCCGACGAUGUGUGCCGUCUUUUGGAUUUCUGCCUGCGCAACACAUAUUUUUCGUUUAAUGGUUCCUUCUACAAGCAAGUGUUCGGAACGGCAAUGGGAGCGUCGGUGUCAGUGUCUUGUGCCAAUAUCGCAUUGGAAGCCCUUGAGGAGGAAGCCCUCGCAACAGUCCAGCCUGCACCGAAAUUGUUCCUGCGACAGUCCAGCUGGCGGUGUGAAAGGCAGAAGCAGGUGAGGGAGAAGGAGGGUUUAGCUAUUGUUGUGAGCGGACACCACUGUCAGCAGCUGUGGAGAAACUUCUAUGGCACGUGUGUGCUCGGAAUUCACAACUGCUACCUCGCACGAUCGGAGGACGUACGAGAGGUGCUGUGGAACACGUCUGCACACAACGUCAGACUUUCACUAUGGCUUUAA